Molecule: messenger RNA, 846 nt
Organism: Cornus florida
Lineage: Eukaryota; Viridiplantae; Streptophyta; Magnoliopsida; Cornales; Cornaceae
Exons: 3
Coding region: 1-846 (281 amino acids)
Molecular function (GO): nucleic acid binding
Source: RefSeq, a predicted model, not a curated record
AUGUUUUCUGUUUGCGUAAGAACAGUUCAACGAAUUUGGCUGCAAGCAAUGACAAGUUUCUCAAAUGGGGUUGUAGUUGAUGUAUCCAACAAGAAGCCGAAGAGAGUUGGUCGCAAGCGGGUACAAAUUGAUUGCAGUAAAGUCUCAGAAAUUCCUCUUCGGCAACAAACAAACAUUCGAUCUUUAUCGUUUGCUAUGCAAGUUGCUAAAUCAACACUCCAUAGAAGAAUCAAAGAGGGUUUUAUUAGACCGCAUUCAAAUGCAUUGACGCCGUAUUUAUUAGAAGAAAACAAAAGGCAAGGCUUAUAUACUUGGUUUUAUAUGUCUAAAGAAUUAGAGAAAUAUUAUCUUCUUCCGGAAGAAGCUGAACCCGUACGCACUUGUAAGAGCAAGCGAUUCAUUACAAAGGUCAUGUUUUUAGCAGCUGUUGCUAGGCCACGAUUUGAUACAUCUCGUAAUGAAAUGUUCUUGGGAAAGAUUGGAAUUUAUCCAUUUACAUGCAAGGCUCAUGCCAAACAAAGUAGCAAAAAUCAUGUGGCCGGUACGUUAAAGACGAAACCAAUGUGGUCGGUGACUAAAGAGGAUAAUGCAAAACCACAUGUAAAUCCCUUGGAUACGAAAUUCUUAGAAGAUGCAGCCAAAGAUGGGUUUGAUAUACGCUUAUCAUUUCAACCUCCAAAUAGUCCGGAUUUGAAUGUGCUUGAUCUUGGGUUUUUUAGAGCGAUCCAGUCACUUCAGUACCAACAAGCUCCCAAAACAGUCGAUGAGCUGGUUGAUGCUGUAGAAAAAGCUUUCAAUGAAUUACCAACGGAAGCUCUCAAUCAUAUUUUCAGAACAUUACAGUGA